Messenger RNA from Bactrocera tryoni, 4692 nucleotides. RefSeq names its product collagen alpha-1(I) chain-like. Bases 1 to 4641 code for a protein of 1546 amino acids. The transcript is spliced from 10 exons. The record is from RefSeq and is a predicted model, not a curated record. Gene Ontology annotation, molecular function: extracellular matrix structural constituent. NCBI's taxonomy places the organism in Eukaryota, Metazoa, Arthropoda, Insecta, Diptera, Tephritidae.
AUGAAGUAUAAACAUUCGCGGCUUCUAUGCCUGGCAUUCGCGCUGUGCAUUUUGCUGGAGUUCGCUGCUGCCGGCAAGCCGGGCACGAAGCAGAAAACGAAGGUAGGUAAAAUCAAGAAACAUCGGAAGGCAUUUAUUGAACGACCACAAGCUGAGGAACCACGGCCUGGUGCCGAUUUGCCGGGCGCUGAGGAAUUCGAGGCGUACGACUACAACAACUAUGAGGAUGUGGAUGUGGAUGCCGAUGCCAAUGUAGGUGGCCCCGAUGGAUUUGAUACACAUCAGGAAGCCCAUGAUCCAGCUGUUUUGCCAGCUGUUGAUGCCCCCAGUAAUGUGGUUGGUGCCUUCUCAUGCCUUUACGAAGGCAACUGGUAUCGUGAAGGCGAUGAGUUUACCAGCGAACGUGAUGGCUGCACGCAUCCUUGCUCUUGCAUCGAGGGUAAGGUGAUCUGUCGCGAACCCACACAUUGUGUACCACCAACUCCAAUACCAACAACGACCACCACCACUACGACUACGACCCAGCGUAAUGUCGAUCUACCAGCUGAAGACAAUCAGUAUGCUGGUGUUGCAACUGGUCAGCGUGGCUUACCUGGUUAUCCAGGUGCACAAGGACGACCGGGUGAGAGUGGUAAUCCGGGUUCACCGGGGGUACCGGGAGUACCUGGAAAUCCUGGUGCGCCAGGUCCCAUACCAGAUAUGAGCUAUUAUCAUCAACAAUUGGCUGCUGAGUAUGCAAAUUCUGAGAAAGGACCCAGUUCGCCACCAUUUGUGCCGGAAUUUCAAUAUUUACAAUCAUCAGUAGGGCCGGUGGGUCCACGUGGUCCACCUGGUAAUUCGGGGCCAUCAGGCCCGCAAGGCUUUCAAGGAAUGCGUGGAGAGCCCGGUGAGCCAGGAUCACAGGGACCACCUGGUUUGAUGGGACCUCGUGGUUUGCCUGGAGCGCCAGGUAAGGAUGGCGUGCCUGGUGAGGAUGGAGAGCCUGGAUUACAAGGUGCAGCGGGCACACCCGGUCCUCGAGGUUUACCUGGUAUGCCAGGCAUACCUGGUUUAAAGGGACAUCAUGGCUUGCCUGGUAUUGAUGGAUCGAAAGGUGACCAAGGCGCUCCAGGUGAGAAGGGCAGCACAGGUCCGAUGGGCGCUGUUGGUCCAACCGGUUCGCAGGGUCCAGCUGGUCCACGUGGUGAACGUGGUCGUGAAGGCCCACCAGGUCCGCCAGGUAUUAGAGGUUUGGAUGGUAACCCAGGCGCAAUAGGACAGCCAGGCGCAAUUGGUAAGCCUGGUCCACCUGGUUUUCCCGGUAGUCCAGGUGCGAAGGGGGACUGGGGACACCCAGGUCCAAAAGGGGAUCAAGGUUUGCAAGGCCCACGAGGUGAAGCUGGUCGUCCUGGUGCUGCUGGUGAGCCCGGCAUGCCCGGUCCACCAGGCAAAGAUGGAUUGCACGGUGAUAAAGGAUCAAUGGGCGCGCCUGGUAUCGCAGGUCCGCAGGGUUUUCCUGGACCCCGAGGCCCUGAUGGCUUAUCUGGAAGUCCCGGUGAACCUGGUAUAAAAGGAACUCCAGGACAACCAGGCGAACGUGGAUAUAAAGGUGAUCAAGGCAUUAAAGGUGAAUCUGGCCAACCAGGUCCUCGUGGCUUACCAGGAACUGUAGGGCCAGAAGGAAAACGAGGCAAACGUGGAAUGCGUGGACCUACGGGACCAUCAGGUCCGACUGGAGAAAGAGGAUCACAAGGGUUACCUGGUCUACCAGGUCCAGAUGGCCCAAUUGGACCCAAGGGUACACCUGGGGACCGUGGCGUCCAAGGUCCACCCGGCAUAAAAGGAAGUACCGGUGACGUAGGACAACCCGGUGUACCAGGAGUUCAAGGAUUACGUGGAUUACCUGGGCGCAUGGGACCUCCAGGAAAAACUGGCCCAGUUGGAGAAAGAGGAAUUCCUGGUGCAGAUGGAAAACCUGGCGAACAAGGACCACAAGGUUUACAGGGCAUGCCUGGACCUAUGGGUAUUCCUGGCGAUAAAGGCUUUACUGGAGAACCGGGUAAAAACGGUGAACCGGGACCGCCAGGCCCACAAGGGCCUCAUGGAGAUAGUGGCAAAGAUGGUUUGCCAGGAGCUCAAGGUCCUCGUGGUCCCCCUGGACAGGAUGGUGAACGUGGAGAGCCUGGAAGUGCGGGUCCAAGAGGUUUUCAAGGACUUCCAGGUGUUGCUGGUAAUCCGGGAGCUCCAGGAAAAGAUGGUUCUGCAGGACCGCCAGGACCACAGGGACUAGUAGGGCCUGCGGGAUUGCGUGGAGAACGUGGCUAUCCAGGUGAGAGAGGCCCAGUUGGUCAACCUGGAACACCAGGGGAGCGUGGUGAACCAGGAACCCCAGGAAAUGAUGGACCACCGGGGUCCCCUGGAAAACCUGGCGCUAAGGGUCAUAUGGGAGCGCCAGGAAUGCUGGGAUUACCCGGACCCAGAGGAUUAUCUGGACCACCAGGUGGAAAAGGUGAACGUGGAAGUCCAGGACCGUUUGGGCCGGAAGGACCGCCUGGGCGUCCCGGUGAUCGUGGUCCUCAAGGUAUAGUAGGACCGCCAGGAGCGCCUGGUGAAUCAGGAGAAAGAGGUGAGCCUGGAAAUCCCGGACCUCCAGGAGAGCAAGGCGCUGCAGGUGGUCCCGGCGAAAGAGGGCCAGCUGGAUUGCAAGGCCCACCUGGUUUUCCUGGAGCACCGGGUUUGGCAGGAUUACCCGGCGCUAAAGGCGAUCGCGGCUUAAUGGGCAUCAAGGGUGAACAAGGCAGUAUUGGUCCUCACGGUCCUCCUGGUGAACAGGGUUCAAUUGGUCCGGUAGGUUUAAGCGGUGCGAAAGGAGCUCGCGGUGAACCAGGAUUAAGAGGAGAACCCGGACUAAGUGGUUUACCAGGCAGGCCAGGAGAUCAAGGACCACCGGGACAACCGGGCAGUCAAGGAUUACCGGGUGUAGCUGGUUUUCCAGGAGCGAAGGGAAAUCCAGGUGAAACAGGACGACCAGGAAACCCAGGAUCUCCAGGCUUGCAGGGACCGCCUGGUGUGGAAGGACAAAAAGGAGAUACUGGAAACGACGGACCACCUGGCCCAACAGGCAACCCAGGCCCUCCUGGAAAUGUUGGUGAACGUGGAAUGCCGGGUAUAUCUGGACCACCAGGGCCUGCAGGCUUACGAGGCUUAAGAGGUGUUGCUGGUGAAGCAGGCCCACAAGGAAACCCAGGAAAAGAUGGUGCUCCAGGUGUACAAGGAUUACAAGGACCUCAAGGUUUGCCUGGACCAAUGGGUGAAUCUGGGCCAGAAGGACCGCCUGGAAAACCAGGUCCACCAGGUAUUGCUGGUCGUACCGGGGACAAAGGACCUCAAGGACAACAAGGAAAUCCUGGAUCACCCGGCAAUCCUGGUUUGCCCGGACCACCUGGUGCCAUGGGACCAUUGGGUUUACAAGGCGAACCUGGUCUAAAAGGAGACAUGGGUUUGCCCGGUGUUGAAGGUCCACAAGGUUUGCGCGGAAAACCAGGCCCGCCAGGCGUUGAGGGACCAAAGGGUGAACUUGGAGAGCCCGGUCCAAAAGGUAUCAAAGGUCAUCGUGGUCUUAUUGGUUUGCAGGGUAUGCCAGGUCAGCCAGGUCUCAAAGGUGACGUAGGUUCACCUGGUAUACCCGGACAACCCGGCAAAGUGGGAGAAAUGGGAAUGCGUGGCCCACAAGGCCGUGAUGGUAAUCCAGGACCCAUUGGACCUCCUGGUCAGCCAGGUCCACGUGGGUACAAUGGAGGCGAUGGAAAACCAGGACCUAUUGGUCCAGCCGGUCCACCAGGACCACCAGGUCCACCCGGCGAAUCGGUAGGAUACGAUGUUGCUGCACUUACUGCAUUGCUCAAUCAAGGCCAAACUAAAGGUGAAGAUUUUCAAGGUGAUCAACCCAGUCUUCUACCAGAUGGACUUUCCGAUGAAGAGAAGCAAGCGAUGGUUAUUAAAGCGUUCGAACACUUAAAGGCAUCUUUUGAAAGAUUACGCCGACCAAACGGACAACAAACGGCACCAGCUAAGACAUGUCGCGACCUCUUUGCUGCUUACCCUGAUUACAAAUCUGGUGAAUAUUGGAUUGAUCCGAAUGAGGCCGAUCCACGCGAUGCCAUACUGGUCUAUUGUGAACGCGAAACACGCGGCUCUUGUAUUUUGCCAAAACCACAGGAAACACCAGUCUUAAGCUAUGCAGGUGCUGAGCGCGAAACCUGGUUAAGUGAAAUGCCGGGUGGUAUGAAGAUCACCUAUAAAACGGACUCACAUCAAUUGGGCUUUCUGCAAUUGCUAUCGGCUAAGGCCACACAGAAGAUCACCUUCAAUUGCCGCAACACCAUUGGCUAUUUGGAUGAAGAUGAAACGAAGAAUCGUAAUGGUCUAAAAUUGUUAUCAUGGAACGAUGCUGAGCUAACACCCAAGGGACCGUUACGUCUGCGUUACGAAGCAGAAAGUGACGAGUGCAGGCAUCGCUCGAACGCUUGGGCUAAAACCGUCAUCACCUAUAAAACUGAGAAGCCACAGAGGCUGCCAAUUGUUGAUAUUAAAAUCAGAGAUGUUGGCGAGGCUAAUCAACAGUUCCGCAUCGAAUUGGGACCGGUGUGUUUUUAUAAUUAAAAGGAAACUAACAAAACUCUCUCGCUCUCUUAGACAUAAGUUAUUUUUUAU